Molecule: messenger RNA, 2446 nt
Organism: Betta splendens (Siamese fighting fish)
Lineage: Eukaryota; Metazoa; Chordata; Actinopteri; Anabantiformes; Osphronemidae
Gene: alkbh3
Product: alkB homolog 3, alpha-ketoglutarate dependent dioxygenase
Exons: 10
Coding region: 183-1082 (299 amino acids)
Biological process (GO): DNA repair; DNA alkylation repair
Cellular component (GO): nucleus
Molecular function (GO): dioxygenase activity
Source: RefSeq, a predicted model, not a curated record
UGCAUUAUUUAUGUUUAGUAAACAUCGGGGCGGAAUCAUCGUUUUUCAUGUUUGUUCCGGGCCGAACUUGUUUUUCCGUAACGCAUCAGCAUGGCCGCUGUCAAACCUGACUGUGUGUGAACUUGUGCGUCUUCUGUCGUCUGGAUUUAGUAACAUUUAGAUAAAGCUGCAGAUGAGCUUUAAUGUCUGACAAGCGGCAGCGUGCAAGAGUCCAGGGCUCCUGGGCCAGAACCAGAGCCCUGCCACAACACCACGCCACAGGUGUUGUCUCAAGCAACCACCCGCCUCAAAUCUCCAACUCAGCCCCUAGUUCGUGGGGAUUCGGUUCACAGAAAGCGUCCAAGGCGUUUAAGUUUCAGCAGCCUGUCAAGCCAAUUAGAGAUGUACCUCCAGAGAAGACCAUCGAACAGGCAGGUAAUUAUGAGAUCAGCCGUGGACCAUCAGGAGUGUCCAGACUGCGGCUGAUGCCUGGAUUUCUACCCCCAGAAGAGGCCGACUGGAUGCUCAGUAAGCUGUUGGUAGAGCUUCCCUGGUCCCAGAAGACCAACUACAGACAGGGUGAGGCCUACGAGGAGCCCCGGCUGACCUGCUGGUGGGGAGAGUUGCCGUACACCUACGCUGGCUCCAGCAUGGCGGCUAACGCAGAGUGGCAUCCGUUGCUGGUAACUCUUCGUGAAAUGGUGGCGCAGGUGAGCGGAUGCAGCUUCAAUUCCCUGCUGUGUAACUUGUAUCGCGAUGGCCACGACAGCAUCGGCUGGCACAGCGACAACGAGGCCUCCCUGGGUGCAAAGCCCACAAUUGCCUCCCUCAGUCUGGGCGACACCAGAGUGUUCAACCUCCGCAAGCAGCCGCCGCCGGAGGAGAACGGGGACUACACCUACGUGGACAGGGUUCGGGUUCCUCUGAUUCACGGGACACUUUUGCUGAUGGAGGGAGCCACUCAGGAUGAUUGGCAGCAUCAGGUGGCCAAGGAGUACCAUGACCGCGGCCCGCGCAUCAACCUGACCUUCAGAACCAUCCACCCGGAGCCAGAGGGCCACAGGCCGGGGACCAGGACCCGCUUCACCGCCAAGCAGCACUGAACUGUCCUGUCAGGUACUCAGUGGUUCUGCAUGUUCAGCAGGAUGCACACGAGGCCACUCCUCAGGUCCAUCGGCCUGUUCUCACCACAACAGGUUGUGACUUCUCUUAUUGUUCGCCUUCUGCUGCUUGGCAGAGCUUCAUUCUCCCAAAUGAUGUUCCAUGAACAUGUAUUUAUGAAAGGUGCUCACGAUGCAACGACCAUAAAACCGUUACCUGUUUCCUUCUUGUGAGGAGCUGUUUGAAAAUAAAGUAAGCACAAAAUCUGAAUAAAGCUCAACGCAAGCUAAGAUCCUGCUAAACAGCGUCUGUCCUCCACCAUCCAGAGCACAGAGUCUGUGGGAGCGGCUGAGCAGAGCUCCAUGAUUCGCUUCCUCACCAUGAAGGCUGCUUCUGUUCGCUUUGUCCACAGCGGAACAGGCUCAUCAUGCACUACCUCAGUUAGAGACGCCUCCAUAGAAAAGUAAAGAGUGUUGCUUGUGGUUCAGUACGUUGACGUCGGGUCCGAGAGCUGUUCUGGUCACUAACGUGUGCAGGGUCCUCACUGUGAACUGCCCGUUGUUGAUGCGUUAGCUCAGCGUGGCAGACCUCCACCCAGAGUGGGGCCGUCACUGCUCACUCUGGAAGCAGGUCCAGUCUCUACAUGUGGAGUGUGCAGCAUGACGAGUGCUUGUGGAUUUAGCUGCGCGUUGACUCUGAUUUAUGUUAGUAUUUUUAGCACGGGGUCACAGACUGUGUAGCUUCAUACUAGGAACCCACUCUGUAUCUGAGAGUUCACCACAGCUCCACUCUCCCUUGGACAAUCCAUAGACAGCUCUGACGCAGCACGAGAAAAUAGGAAGAAUCUCUGGAUAAAAUGAUGACAGUGACCAUAACUAACUGUCCUGCAGUUUGAGAGCCGACGGCCAGGACUAAACAUCAGAGGCUCCCAAAGACACCGUAGAUGUGCUUUGUGCCCAUCAGCUGAUCUCAUGGCGCCUCUUGGAGCUUGCUAAUGGUUUCCACUUGCCCUCGUGGGCCAGACUGGGCCCUUUUCUCCCUCCCAGCGUUCGUGGAGGAGAAAAGGGCCACUUUGCUUCUCUGACUUGAUGUCCACCAGCUCUUUAAUGGCUCAGACGAACAGUUUAUUCUGAGUGAGAACAAGUGGGUCUGAGGUUCUCUCCUGAGCCAGAGCCUCGUGUUCAGACCGCUGGUGCUUUGGGUCUCCUCCAGCCUGGAGCUCUGCUGAGGUCCAAACGACACAGUACCUGGACCGCCCACAUCAAAAGAUGGAGCAGUUCAAUCUCACUUUAGCAUUUUACGGUGUAAAAUGAUGACUCAUGAGUCGUUUCAUGGUAAUAAACCGAGAGGAUGCUGUUCUCACUCA